UCGUCUCCUUGCAUUAGAUCUCGUCCCUUCGAGGUUGUCAACGGAGUCCCAGCCGAACAUUGACAUUUUUGGCCCUGGGAGAGGUGCGAAGAAAUUGCUCAGCGUCAACUAUGUUUAUACUAUUUGAAGCCUGAGAUUGCGAAUGGAGGAAGAAUUGAAUGUUGUUCUUCCUUGGAGUCCUCACUGAGAGAGAUCAGUGUUCAGAGCAUCGGCAAUUGUAUUAAACCGUGUGAAUUUUUGAUAUUAGGAGUUAAUAUACCUGACAAGUACAAGGAGCCAUUAGCGAACUUGAUCAUGCGGAAAUAGACAAUCUUCAUCACUUGGAGAUUCAGUGGUAUUGUUGUUGGAGAACACCGAGGAGGAGCCUGAUGGGUGGGGUUAUGAAGCCGAUGGGUACGUGUGCUCCUAGUGAAGUAAGGUUUGAUCAGGCGGCUUGCGACUUGCAGUUGGAUGGCACCGGAUUUGAAGAUUUGCCCGAGUCCUGUAUAGAACUUGUCCUCUGCUUUCUUUCUCCCAGAGACAUAGCCAUAUCAGCUUGCACUAAUCGCACGUUCCGAGGUGCAUCUCUUUCGGAUGUUGUCUGGCAUGCCAAGUUGCCGAAAGAUUAUACAGAAUUUCUUGCAAAGGCAAAGGACGGCGCAUGCUACUUCGAUUCUAAGAAGAAAAUCUUUGAUUUUCUCCGCAUCAAGCGCACUCUUUAUAAUCACGAGUUCUGGCUAUCGAGAUCGCUUGGAGGAGUUUGUGUUCAUCAAGGCGCUGAAGCCCUAGAUGUCGUAUGGGGUUCUGAUGAGCGAUAUUGGGAUUGGCGUCAGCAACCUGGUUCCAGAUAUGACAAAUCGGCGUAUCUUAAAGCAGUCUGCUGGUUGGAUGUUAAGGGGAGCAUGGAGUGUUCCCUACCAGUUGGCACGUACACUCUCUCGUGGAGGUUUGCGUUGGAGCAGGAUGCGUUUGGAUUUACCCGACAUGACCCGUAUGGAUUUACCGGACAUGAGGGGACCUGGCCGAUUGAGUUUGCGAUGUCAGUCAAUGAUCAUAAAACUGUUCAGAAAGAGAGUUUUUUGCGAGAUGGCCAAUUCUCAUCAGAAGGUGAGCAUUCAUCCGAUGACGAAGACCGAGAAGAAGUAGACACUGACUGGAAAAACUUUUAUGUUGGAGAUUUUUCUGUAGAAGAGGGAGACAAAGACUCCCGAAUUGGUCGAGUUAAACUGCAAUACAGUCUUGUCGAAACUAGAGGGGGUAAUUGGAAAAGCGGUUUGUGGUUGGAUGGUGUUGUGAUCAUGCCGAAGCAGCAAAAAAGUAUUGGUUGCGUAAUGCCGUAGCUACAAGGAAUGGAAUAGAACAAGGAGUGGAUGGAUGAUUUCAUUGUCAUGCCCAUGCAACCAGGAAUAGAAUAGAUAACUUGUGAAGUGACUUGAGCUGAUCUUAAAGCAAUCGGCAUUACUGCCACAACAUUGCACAUUAGAGCGAGUGCAAUUUUGCGAGCCAUGUGUAGAUAUGGUAAAGAGAAUGUACAUAUUACACAUAAGUAGAUUCGUGUACGGGCAACCCUAGUGAGGUAGUUGCGAAGAAAUAUAACAGUUUUAGCAGUUAGAACUGAGAUUGUAUUUAGUUCGCAUGGGCUGUGAGUUCAGAUUCGAUGAAAACAGAUAUGCAAACACAUCUAUAUACGUGUCUUAUACGAGUGAUGAUACAAAAAACUCAAUUUUAAUCGCAGCUUGUGC
Molecule: messenger RNA, 1721 nt
Organism: Marchantia polymorpha subsp. ruderalis
Lineage: Eukaryota; Viridiplantae; Streptophyta; Marchantiopsida; Marchantiales; Marchantiaceae
Source: the annotation of a GenBank genome assembly